This is a messenger RNA of Ixodes scapularis (black-legged tick), 1259 nucleotides long. RefSeq lists its product as uncharacterized. Lineage: Eukaryota; Metazoa; Arthropoda; Arachnida; Ixodida; Ixodidae. The coding region runs from base 426 to 1259 and encodes 277 amino acids. The record is from RefSeq and is a predicted model, not a curated record. The transcript has 5 exons.
ACACAACAGUACUUGGACCUUCUAAUACAACAGAAAAGUUUGGGUUCAACAGUACAUUGCCAUCAUUCAUCACCACCGAAAACGACAGCUUUACAGAAAAUAGAGCUUCGGUCGAUUUGACAAAUACACUUUUCAAUGCUUCUGAAACCGAAGGGCUGAACGCAUCCUACUUUGCCACUGAACCACUUACACAUUCCGGACAAUCCAGUAUAGCUGAAACAUCUGAGGAAAAUGAAACAUCUACGGAUUAUGAGCCCAGAUCCAACACAACAGAACAAGGGCCUCACAACACGUCUGAAGAAAUCGGGUUCAACAUAACGUUCGCAUCUUUCGGCACUUCCGAAAAUGAAAGCUCUGCAGAGCACAACGUCCCGGUUGACUCGACAUAUCCAGGAACGUAUGUACCGUUCAAUGCUUCUGAAAGUAUGGAAUUGAGCCCAUCCUUUUUAGGCACCGGUUCACAUACAGGUUCUAGGCAAUUUGAAUGGACUAAAACUUCCAGUAGGUCUGAGAUCUCUGAAGAAAAUGAAACCUUUGCAGGGCAUGAACGCGGGUCUACCGAAACUUCACCUUACAAUACUUCGGAAAGAAUUGCGUUCAACAGAACUUUCUCAACUUUCAGCGCCUUUGAAAAUGAAAGCUUUAUAGAGAAUGAAGUAUCUACUGACUUGACGCCUCCUGAAACUUAUGAGGCAGGUGGAAGAGCACCUGGUUCUUCGUCGUCCGAACCAUCGGGAGUUUCCACACUUGAAGGUCAUUCGAGCUUUACUGAGCAUUCUGCCGUCGGUCCUGGGAAAUUUCUUUUGAGCGAGCUGAAAUCAGAUAUGGAGAGUGAUGAGACGUGUAAAGCCUCAAGUUCUUCCGAAGAGUGCAGAAGUGCGAGCCACGUGGAAUCAAAGUCGAGGCGCGGUUUACCUGGUGCCUUAAUUUACCAGUGGCCAACGGGAGACUCGGAGAUAGGGCUGGUGUCCUUCGGCGGCGUCUUCCAGGUGAAAGAGAACGCCACCAAAGAGGACCUGCCGCCGGCACCUGUCCGUGAUUUGAAGGUUUUGGGCGUAAAGAAGAAGGACGGCAAGUUGUCAGUGAAGCUGUCGUGGACGUGCAUGGGCGCCCACCUUGACAGUGAGAACGCAACCCUCACCGAUCUCAGAGCGAGCCUGAACACUCGUGAGCUGAUUUACAGGUUCGACAACGCGACGCCGAUCUUAGGAGCGCACAUCCUAGAGGGGUCCUUGACUCCUCUGAGCCCUUACGAGUAA